CAUCGACAUCGGACUUUCCGCCAUCCACGGUGUUUGACAAAGUGGUCAGAGAAAGACCCUGGUGUCCAGGGGCUCUACUAUCUAAUUCUUCCUCCCGUCAGUUCCGCACACCAAAAUGCCUUCAGAUAUCAGGAGCUUCUUCGGCGGCCGCGGAGGUGAAGCAAAACCUCCUGCCACCACUGCUCCCGCUGCAAAGAAGGACAAGGCUAGCAAAGGCACUCAGCGUGGUCGUGGCCGGAAAGUUGUCUCCGAUGAUGAAGAUGAGGAACCUGUCGACGUCAAACCCAAGAAGCCCGCUACCCCGAAAGCCAAAAAAGUUGUAAAAGAGCCAGUUGAGGAAGAGACUACAAGUUCUGCCUACUUCGCAUCGUCGAAAACGAAAAGCACAAAAUCGACCCCCGUCAAAGCCACUGUAAACGGCGCGAGCAAGACCCCCACUAAGCAAGUCAACGGCGGAACUCCUUCGACAGGUAGAAGGUCUACCAGGAAAACUGCAGCGAAGAGCUACGCAGAACCAGACGACGAUGAUGCUGUAGUCAAGCUGCAGAAUGAUCAAGAUGGUGGAGACGACAUCUUCAACGAUCUCAAGAGUAGAAAGGUCGACGAUGAUUACGAGGAAGGCUCUGAUGAGGACGAAAUUAAACCUCCGAAGAAACAGUCAAAACCUGUCAAUGGACAUAGCAAGAAGUUAUCGACUGACAAUGACGAUGACGACAUCGAAACAGCCCAGAUUUCCGCAUACGAUGAACCUAAUGAUCGACGAACGAAGAGAACCUCUGCCGCCGCCCCUUCCCGAAAACGGAAGUCCAGAGCGUCAGUAGAAGACGACGAGGAAGACGAUUUCUUGGACGACGACGACGCAACGCCCAAGAAGAAGACAAAGAAAACAACCACGACUGCGGCAAGAAAACCCCGAGCUGCGGCCAAGACAGAAGAGCGGGAAGAGAGCAAGGAGAUCAAAUCAAUUCUUGACAAUAUCCCUACAGUACGACCUCCGACCCCUCCACCACGAGACGAGAAUAAGAAGUGGACUUAUCAGCCUGGAGGAGGCAACGCCGGCGCUGCACCACCAGAAGCAGGAAGUGCAGAGAUCCCAGUGGGAGAACCAAAUUGCCUGGCUGGACUGACUUUUGUGUUCACCGGUGUCUUGCGCUCUCUCGGUCGAGAAGAGGGUCAAAGUCUCGUGAAGCAAUAUGGCGGGAAAGUCACUGGAGCUCCGUCAAAGAAGACGAGCUACGUGGUUAUUGGUAGUGACGCUGGACCGAAGAAGCUCGAGACCAUCCGAAACUUGGGAAUAAAGACCAUUGAUGAGCAAGGCCUGUUCGCUUUGAUCAAGCAGCUCCCUGCAAAUGGCGGCGACGGCAAAGCUGCUGAGGCAUACGCCGAAAAACAAGCCAAAGAAGAAGCCAAGAUCCGCAAAGAAGCAGAAGAAAUGGAGGCACGAGAGAAGCAGAAGCAACAAGACGCGGAGAAGCUUGCGAAGGCUGCUGCUGCACGAACGGGUGCCCCGGCCCCUUCAAGCAAACCGAAGGUCAGAUCUGACGACCGACUCUGGGUCGAUAAAUAUGCUCCUGAUUCACUCACUGGCGUCUGUGGUAACAAAACUCAAGUGGAAGGCUUGCAGAGAUGGCUGCGAAACUGGCGCAGCAGUGCGAAGAGCGGCUUCAGAAAGGCGGGACCUGAUGGUAAAGGAGUGUUUCGCGCUGCCUUACUCCACGGUCCACCUGGCGUUGGCAAGACUACUGCUGCCCACCUUGUUGCCAAACUCGAAGGCUAUGAUGUCGUCGAAAGCAAUGCGAGUGAUACCCGAAACAAGAAGCUAUUAGAGUCGGCUCUGAAAGGCGUGUUGGAUACCACGUCUCUGCUCGGAUAUUUUGCGGGUGAUGGCAAAAAAGUCGACCCUACAAAGAGGAAACUCGUCUUGAUCAUGGAUGAAGUGGAUGGUAUGUCUGCAGGCGAUCGCGGUGGCGUCGGUGCCCUUGCCGCCAUUGCUAAGAAGACGUCCAUCCCCAUGAUUCUCAUUUGCAAUGAGCGGAACCAGCCCAAAAUGAAGCCCUUCUAUCAGGUCACGGCAGAGUAUGCUUUCAGACGACCGACUACCGACAUGAUACGGGGAAGAAUUGCAACUAUCCUGUAUCGAGAAGGCAUGAAGUUGCCGCCACAAGUUAUGAAUGCUCUCAUCGAAGGAUGUGGCGGUGAUAUUCGACAAAUCAUCAACAUGAUCUCAACCAUCAAACUCGACAACAAGGAUCUCGAUUUUUCAGACACAAAGGCUAUGUCCAAGGCUUGGGAAAAGCAUAUGAUACUGAAACCUUGGGACAUUGUCAACAAAAUUCUUCGUUCGCAAAUGUUUGCUGCGAGUUCAACCGCGACCUUGAAUGACAAGACCGAGCUGUAUUUCAACGACCACGAAUUCAGUUAUCUCAUGCUUCAAGAGAACUAUCUGAAGACCCAGCCGAUGCUAGCAAGUGGCUACUCUGGGAAGGAGAGAGAUUUGAAGCUCUUGGAGCUCGUUGACAACGCGGCGUCUAGUAUCAGUGACGGAGAUCUCGUCGAUAGGAUGAUUCAUGGUACUCAACAACAGUGGAGUUUGAUGCCUACUCACGCCAUCUUCAGUUUUGUCCGACCUGCAAGUUACAUGUAUGGCAACUUUCACCAACAAGUUGGCUUCGCAGGAUGGCUUGGACAAAACAGUAAACAAGGCAAACUAUCUCGCCUCGUCAAGGAAAUUCAAGGCCACAUGCGACUUCGAUCCUCAGCUGAUCGCCACGAAGUUCGUCAGCAAUACCUUCCGGCUCUGUGGAGUUACACCGUCGGGAAACUGCAGCAAGGCAAAGACAAUGUUCCAGAAGUCAUUGACUUCAUGGAUUCGUAUUAUCUGACCAAAGAGGAUUUCGAUGCUUUGCUCGAACUGGGAGUAGGACCAAUGGAUAUGGAAGGAGUCAAGCUCGACACACAAACCAAAGCCACCUUCACCAGAUUGUACAACCUGCAGAGCCAUCCAAUGCCAUUUGUCAAAGCUAGCAAUGUCAUGGGCAUGGCCAAGGGUGGAGCAAGCAAGAAGGACAAACCAGAUCUCGAAGAGGCCGUCGAUGAUUCGGAAAUUGAUGAGGCUCUUGGCCCGGAUGUGGACGGUCCAGACGACGAAGAAGAUGAGUUGGAUCUGAAAAAGGACAAAUAUGUCAAGGUACCCAAGAAGAAGCCCGCGGCUGCUGCGGCCAAAGGCAAGAAUAAACGAAAGAAGGAUGACGAUGAUGAGGCUGACACAGGGGUUGAAGAAGAACCACCUAAGAAGAAAAAGCCCGCUGCUGCUGGCGGCAGAGGUGGUAGGAAAGGCAAGGGCAAAGCGUGAGAUUGCAUAUCGACGUCGGUAUCCCAUGUAACCUUGACUGGGCGCUUGACAUGGACAGGGAAAAAAAGACAGUGUACAAAUGGACUCGGAUGAGUUGCCAUUGCGGAGCAAAAUGUCGAUAUUGCAUUACCUACGGAACAGAAAUCCUGUUAUACAGAGUGAAGAAGAACAGCGCAGCCAGAUGGCG
Molecule: messenger RNA, 3539 nt
Organism: Exophiala oligosperma
Lineage: Eukaryota; Fungi; Ascomycota; Eurotiomycetes; Chaetothyriales; Herpotrichiellaceae
Exons: 3
Coding region: 116-3352 (1078 amino acids)
Biological process (GO): DNA replication; DNA repair
Cellular component (GO): nucleus; DNA replication factor C complex
Molecular function (GO): DNA binding; DNA clamp loader activity; ATP binding
Source: RefSeq, a predicted model, not a curated record